AUGGCAUCUCUCGUCUCGCGUAUCGCGUCGCGGUCCAGAUCACACGCCGCGAGGGCCGCGCUUAACGCGUUCAACCUGCAGCCGACUCGAAACGUCACGUACAUGCCCAAGCCGGGCGAGGGCGCGACGCGCACUGUUACGCUGCUCCCGGGAGACGGAGCCGGACCGCUGUGCACGAACGCGGUGGAGCAAGUGUUUAAAGCCAUCCACGCGCCCGUGGUGUUCGAGACGUACGAUCUCAAGGGCACCAUGCCCACCGUGCCCAAUGAGGUCCUCGACUCGCUCCGCCGAAACAAGGUGGGGAUCAAGGGAGGCGUGCGAACGGCCGUCGCAGGCGGAGUCAGCUCGCUGACGGUGCAGCUGCGAAAGGAGUUCGAUCUUUUCGCGCAUCUCGCCUACUGCAGUAACUUCCCGGGGCUGAAGACGCGGCACGACAACGUGAACAUCGUGGUGAUCCGCGAGAACACGGAGGGCGAGUACAGCGGGCUCGAGCACGAGGUCACCCCCGGGGUCGUCGAGAGCCUCAAGGUGAUUACCAAGUUCUGCUCGGAACGCAUCGCGAAAUACGCGUUCGAGUACGCGUAUCUGAACAACCGCAAGACGGUGACGGCGGUGCACAAGGCGAACAUCAUGAAGCUCGCGGACGGGCAGUUCCUGGAGUCGUGCCGCGAGGUGUCCAAGGCGUACCCGCAGAUCAACUACAACGAAGUUAUUAUUGAUAACUGCUGCAUGCAGCUCGUUUCCAAGCCCGAACAGUUCGAUGUCAUGGUGACUCCCAAUCUCUAUGGCACGCUCAUCUCAAACACAGCUGCAGGCAUCGCUGGGGGCACCACUGUCAUGCCCGGAGGGAAUGUGGGCUAUGAGCAUGCCAUCUUCGAGCAAGGGGCAUCGGCAGGCAACGUGGGGAACGACAUCAUCAACGCGCAGAAGAAGGCGAAUCCAACGGCUCUCCUUCUCUCGGCAGCCAUGAUGCUGCGGCAUCUGCAGUUCCCGUCAUUCGCCGACCGGUUGGAGCAUGCGAUCUACGGAGUGAUUGCUGAGGGACUCGUGCGCCCGCCUGCUAUGGGAGGGGAUUCGACCACGCAAGAAUAUUCGCCUUGUGAUCGCAGUCGUGUCGCCAUGAGCAGCAUCGGAACUGGGUACGAUUUGUCCGUCACAACCUAUUCGCCUGAUGGCCGAAUCUUUCAGAUCGAGUACGCUGGAAAGGCGGUUGACAAUAGCGGCACGGCUGUGGGUCUCAGGUGCAAGGACGGCGUUGUGAUGGGUGUGGAGAAGCUGCUGGUAUCGAAGAUGCAGGUGCAGGGCAGCAACCGGCGAAUCCACAUAGUGGACAAGCACGCUGGCAUCGCUGUGGCAGGGCUCGUGGCGGAUGGCCGCCAGGUGGUCAACCGCGCCCGCAACGAGGCUGUCAACUACAAGAGUUUCUUUGCGCAUAUGAUCCCACUCAAGGUGCUGGCAGAUCGCAUGGCAAGCUACGCGCACUACUUCACGCUCUACUGGUGGACGCGCCCCCUCGGCUCCUCCGUGCUGCUUGCUGGUUAUGACCGCGACGGGCCGCAGCUCUACUGCAUUGAGCCCUCAGGCGUCACUUAUCGGUAUCACGGCACUGCAGUGGGCAAGGGAAGGCAAGCUGCAAAGACCGAGAUAGAGAAGCUGAAGCUAUCCGAGAUGACGUGUCGAGAGGGGGUGAACGCUGUUGCCAAGAUCAUCGUUGGAGUGCAUGACGAGGCCAAGGACAAGGCGUUUGAGCUGGAGAUGGGGUGGUGCUGCGAGGAGUCCAACCGGCAAUUCCAGAGAGUCCCGGAUGACAUAGUGAAAGCAGCGAGGGAUGCAGCAGAGGCAGCCAUGGAUGAGGACAUGGAUGACUGA
Molecule: messenger RNA, 1869 nt
Organism: Closterium sp. Naga37s-1
Lineage: Eukaryota; Viridiplantae; Streptophyta; Zygnematophyceae; Desmidiales; Closteriaceae
Source: the annotation of a GenBank genome assembly